UAAUAUUAAUUUUAAUGGCCAACAGCUGGAGUAAAGUUCUUUCUCAAACAAACAGCAAUUUAACACCAAAAAAUAUUUUGCUUGUUGCUUCUAUAUUUGCAUCAACUGCAGCUGUUGUGUGUGGAUUUAGAUGGAGCAAAAAAACACCAAAGUGGAAAAAUGUUUACUCAAAACUGCAAUUAUCUGAUGAGAAUUUGAAAGCUAAUAAAGGUGCUGUAGACACAAAUUUUGUGUGGCAGAUGAUAAAGAUUAUGAAGAUAAUUAUUCCAGGACCAUUUUCUAAAGAGGCUGCUCGUCUAGUCUUUAUUGCGUUUUCAUUAUUAUCAAGAACAUUUUGUGAUGUUUGGAUGAUCUCUAUGACAACCUCAAUAGAAAGGUCAAUAAUUUCCAAAGAUUUGAUAUCUUUCAAAGACAAUUCAAUUAAUUAUAUCACUGCAAUGCCUCUUAUUGCUUUUGUAACUCAGAUGAUGAAGUUUUCUAUUGAUGAAUUAAAGAUAAGUUUGCGAUCAAGAAUAACUUUUACUUUACAAGAUCGUUAUUUAGAUGGAAUGAAUUUCUACAAAAUGAAUAACUUGGAUGGAAGAGUUAUCAAUCCUGAUCAGCUUUUAACAGAAGAUCUUGAUAAGUUUUGUGAAUCUUUUGUUGGUCUUUAUUUGAAGAUCACUAAACCGUUAUUGGAUUUGAUUAUGUAUGUGAAGGCUCUUAUUAACACCUCAAGUUAUAAGAAUCCUCUUGCUAUAAUGGGAUAUUUAGUUAUAUCUGGAUAUUUAAUAUUAUCUGGUUUUUUACUGACAAAACUUAGAAAACCAGUCAGGCAGCUAACUUCUGAUGGACAAAAACUUGAGGGAGAAUUUCGACACGCUAAUUCAAGAAUUAUUACUCAUUGUGAAGAAAUUGCAUUUUAUCAAGGUCAAGAUCGAGAGAAGUUUACUCUUCGUGAAUCUUUCAACAGUCUAGUUGCCAACAAACAUUAUAUGUUAACAUUUAGAUUUUUAACUCGGAUGGCAGACAAUAUAAUUACUAAACAUCUUGCAAAAAUCGUAACUAUUUGUGCUAUGGCAAUAAGUUUUUUUGCAAAUAACGAACAACAUAAAAAAAUGCAGAGUAUAGAAAUAAUGGAGGAAUACUAUACAACAGGAAAGAUACUGUUAAAAAUGGCUGAUGCCCUCAGGAGACUUUCUUUGGUGGAUCGAGAACUUUCUAGAUUGUCAGGGUUUGCUAUGAAUGUUGCAUCAUUUAUAGAUGUUCUUAACGACAUGAAAAAUAACUGUUUUGUUCGUAGCUUAGUUAAUGCAGAACAAUCAAAGGGAACAGUUGACAUGAGCUGUAAAGCGACAUUUAUUGAAAAAGAUUAUAUUAUUUGUUUUGACAGAGUCCCUUUAGUAACGCCAAAUGGUGAUGUGCUUAUAAAGGAACUAUCUUUUGAGGUUUUGUCAGGACGGAAUGUUUUAGUAUGCGGUCCCAAUGGGUGUGGCAAGUCAACACUGUUUAGAAUACUUGGAGGGUUAUGGCCAGCUUAUGGAGGAUCUAUCACUAAGCCUGAUGCAAAAAAGUUGUUUUAUGUACCUCAACGACCAUACAUGACAGUUGGAACACUUAGAGACCAAAUCAUUUAUCCUGAUUCUGUAGCUCAAAUGGAAAAAAAAAGAAUAUCUGAUAAUGAUCUUGUCUCCAUGCUGAACUUGGAAGUGGUGGAAAAUCAAGAUCGACUCAAUUCCUCAAAAUAUGGCUUUGUCACAACAAGAUUUAGCUACAAAGUUUCAAUGCAAUAAAACUUUCGUUCAAAGAGUAUUCAAAAAAGAAAAUCUGAACAAACAUUUCAAGAAAAAAUACCAAAAAAGUUGCUUGAUUAAAGCUAAAAAGCUAAAAAUUUGCUUAAAUUAAUUAUGAAAAAAAAUUUAUGCUAUUGAAGACGAUGAAACUUACUGUAAAAAAGAUCACUCGAUGCUUCCAGGUAAUCAUUACUAUUAUCAGUCGAAAAGUUAUAAAGCUUCUGACAAAUUUAAGUAAAUUUGAGUAAGAAAAUCACUUUCGAGUUCCCUUGUAUGGCAGGCAAUUUGCAGUUGAGGUUUUAAAAGCUCUCCUUUCAUAACAAAUCAAUCUUUGACACCAGAUCUAUAUGUAAGGUAAUGCUUAAAAAAACAACUUCUUCCUCUAAUAAAAAAGCAAAUAUAAACGACUUCUUCCUCUAAUUAAAAGUACAAACAAUCAACCUUAUUUUGGCCAUUUUCUGAAAAAAAGAGACAAUUUUGUUCCGAAGGAUGCUCAUCCACCGAGCUGUCCUGAGGAGUGAGUUAUUGAAUUAUACUGGGCUUUUGUGAAGGGAAUAUUGAAAAAUAGAGGCAAAUGUGAAAAUAGUGUACAGAAUUUUCGAGGUUUAUAGAUUAAUGCUACAAAAAAAGUGGCUCAAAGUAAAAUUGUGGAGAUGAUGGAGGGCACUUUACAAAAAAUUGAAUUACUUGCAUGUCGUAAAGUUAAGGCUAUAUUUAUUUUUGUUGAAAUAAAAAUUAAUUAUGUAAGAAUUAUUAUAAAAAGAAAAUUUUUACAAUUGGUUAAGUUGUCUUUGAAAAAACUCAAUUUAAAAUUGUUUUUAAAAUUUCAACUGAUCAUAGUGAUAUAUGUGCUUUCUACACAUGUUUUAUUGUAU
This is a messenger RNA of Hydra vulgaris (swiftwater hydra), 2647 nucleotides long. The record is from RefSeq and is a predicted model, not a curated record. Lineage: Eukaryota; Metazoa; Cnidaria; Hydrozoa; Anthoathecata; Hydridae.